Messenger RNA from Setaria italica (foxtail millet), 970 nucleotides. RefSeq names its product probable ribosome biogenesis protein RLP24. Bases 232 to 735 code for a protein of 167 amino acids. Gene Ontology annotation, biological process: ribosomal large subunit biogenesis. Gene Ontology annotation, cellular component: nucleolus. The transcript is spliced from 4 exons. The record is from RefSeq and is a predicted model, not a curated record. Lineage: Eukaryota; Viridiplantae; Streptophyta; Magnoliopsida; Poales; Poaceae.
UCGUUGCCUCCUCUCUCCCAUCCGGCCGCGCGCACCCGGCGUUGCGCCUCCCCUCAGCUAGGGUUCGCCAAUCGCCAUACCUCCUCCGCCGCCCUUGUCUUCGCGUGCAGCUGCCGCGACCAGAUCAAGCCUGCAAGUUCGCUCCGAAUCGAUUGCCUGGUGAGCGCCAGAUACGUUUCGCUGCCGAUUUGGGGGAGCCUGUAGUGCGGCGCUAAGGAAGGAGGCGGCGCCAUGAGGUUGGAGAAGUGCUGGUUCUGCUCCUCCACCAUCUACCCCGGCCAUGGCAUCCAGUUCGUCCGCAACGACGCCAAGAUCUUUCGCUUUUGCCGAUCAAAGUGUCAUAAAAAUUUCAAGAUGAAGAGGAAUCCUCGUAAGGUUAAGUGGACAAAAGCAUACAGGCGCUUGCAUGGCAAGGACAUGACCCAGGAUUCGACCUUUGAGUUUGAGAGAAAGAGGAAUAGGCCUGAGCGCUAUGACCGGAAUGUGACCGAGCAAACUCUGAAGGCCAUCCCGAUUAUUACAAAGGCUAGGCAUGAGCGCCUGAAGAAGCACAUUUCAGACAGGCAAAAACCUGGUAAAAAGAAGGAACUGGAGAGAGAUAACAAGGAGCUGGAGCAGGACAUCAACAUGCUUCCGAAGAAGCUUAUUAGUAAUGAGGCUUCAGCUGAGAAAACAAAGGUCAAGGUCAAGGUCAAAGUUGUUCAGCAGCAGACUGAAGAUCGGAUGGAAGAGUAGCCGGUUGGUAUUGUGUUGCUUGUGCUCAUGUCGUAUGCAGACCUUUUCUUUUGAGUUUCUCGAGAUUGCCCUGCUGCCAUGUAGUCGACGAAAGAUGUUAACAUUUGUGGACCGAAUAUCAACAAGUUUUGCGUGUGGUGGCAGAUACUUGUACUGGAGUGGAGUGAAAAGUUAUGUGAGAUGAAUUCACUAUAUGAUGCUUGGGCGUUGAUGAUUUGAAAAUUUUUUAGAGGUA